UCAACUAAUCCAUUCUUUUCCUCUAGCAAGUAGUACUAGUACCCAACUUCUCCAAAUAAGUGAGGGAAUUCUAGUAAUGGAGAGCAAGCAUAUGCAGAAGAAAGCCUGGCAUUGCUUAUAUGCAUUGUCCCUGAUCUUUCUCUUCUCCAAUGCGCGUGCUUCUGACUACGCAGAAGCUCUCACCAAGUCUCUUCUAUACUUCGAGGCACAACGCUCUGGUCGUCUGCCUUACAACCAAAGAGUUCCCUGGCGUGACCAUUCCGGUCUAACUGAUGGCCUAGAACAAGGAGCUGAUUUAGUUGGAGGGUACUACGAUGCUGGUGACCAUGUAAAAUUCGGAUUGCCUAUGGCAUUUACGGUCACAAUGUUGUCGUGGGGUGUCAUUGAAUAUGGCAAAGAGAUGGCUAGUGCCGGAGAAUUGGAGCAUGCCUUGGAGGCUAUCAAGUGGGGAACUGAUUACUUCAUGAAAGCUCACACUAGUCCAAAUGUGUUAUGGGCAGAGGUAGGUGAUGGAGACACGGAUCACUACUGCUGGCAGAGACCGGAGGACAUGACAACCUCACGACAGGCCUACAAGAUAGACGAAACCAAUCCAGGCUCGGAUCUGGCAGGCGAGACCGCUGCAGCAAUGGCAGCAGCCUCAAUUGUGUUCAAAAAAACUAACCCACAUUACUCUCAUAUAUUACUGCACCACGCUCAACAGGUGUUUGAAUUUGGAGACAAGUAUAGAGGCAAAUAUGACAGGAGUGUGGGAGUAGUGAAGAGUUACUAUGCAUCAGUGAGUGGGUACAUGGAUGAGUUAUUAUGGGGAGCCAUUUGGUUAUACAAAGCCACCGACAGAGAGGAGUAUAUAAAUUAUGUCAUUAACAAGGCUCAUUCAUUUGGUGGCAUUGGAUGGGCUAUUACUGAAUUUAGCUGGGAUGUUAAAUUUGCUGGUAUACAAAUUCUUGCUUCCAAGCUACUCUCUGAAGAAAAGCACAAAAACUAUGGGGGCAUACUUGAGGAAUACAGAUCAAAAGCCGAGUUCUACAUCUGUUCAUGCCUAAACAAAAACAAUGGCAUCAACAACAUUGACCGGACCAAUGGUGGCCUAUUGUUCACACGCCAGUGGAACAACAUGCAAUAUGUAUCAUCUGCGUCUUUUCUUCUAACAGUCUACUCGGAUUUUCUUGCAAAUUUAAACCAACACCUGAGUUGCCCGAGAGGAAAUGCCUCACCAGGGGAACUUUUGGCUCUAGCCAAAUCUCAGGUCGAUUAUAUUUUAGGCUUGAACCCCAAAAACAUCAGUUACUUGGUGGGAUAUGGUUUAAACUAUCCGACCAAAGUGCACCACAGGGGUGCAUCAAUUGUCUCGUAUAGAGAAAAGAAAGGGUUCAUUGGGUGCACUCAGGGGUAUGACGAGUGGUACAGUCACAACGGGUCAAAUCCCAACGUUCUAGUUGGAGCUCUGGUGGGAGGCCCUGACCGAGACGAUGAGUUUCUUGAUGAUAGAGGAAAUUAUGUGCAAACUGAGGCAUGUACAUAUAACACAGCCCCCCUUGUUGGGGUUCUUGCAAAGUUGAAUCAAUUGUAUGGUUUGCAGUUGAUUGGUUCUUAUUAGAUAUUUAGAGAUGCAGAUGUAGUAGGAAUUUAGGAUGUUCUAAUAUCAGGGUGAAAAACCUACUAGCUGAGUAUCAUCAAUUUGCAUUUUUGUACUACCAUGUAAUAUGAAAGCAUAAUAUAGUGCUUUACACAUACCACAGCAGAAUACAUUGGUCCAUCUCUUUAACACAUCUUAUAUCUGAGACUGAGAGACU
Daucus carota subsp. sativus is the source of this 1796-nucleotide messenger RNA. Its product is annotated as endoglucanase 11. The transcript has 5 exons. The record is from RefSeq and is a predicted model, not a curated record. Lineage: Eukaryota; Viridiplantae; Streptophyta; Magnoliopsida; Apiales; Apiaceae. The coding region runs from base 77 to 1600 and encodes 507 amino acids. Gene Ontology annotation, biological process: carbohydrate metabolic process. Gene Ontology annotation, molecular function: hydrolase activity, hydrolyzing O-glycosyl compounds.